AUGCUCUCGCUCGCCGCUUCCGCGACGACGCUCGUCGGAGCCAACGCGGGCGCCUCCGCCGCCGCCGCCUCCACCCGCCGCGGCGGCGCGUCGCUGAGCGCGCGCGAUGCGACGGCGACGACGAAACCUUUGCGAUUCGUCGCGCGCGGGGCGUCGUCCGAUCGCGGGCGAGCGCUGACGACGCGCGUGAACGCGAAGUCGCUCGAGGAGAGGAUCGCGUCCGGGGAGUUCACGCAGAAGCGGAGCACCCCCGCGGAGAGCGUGCUGAACGGCAUCCGCGACGUGAUCAAAGACGUCCCGCAGAGUCGAGGCCUGUCCUACCAGCUCGCGAAGCUGUCGAGGAAGUGGAGGAAAGAGAGCAUGUCCAAGAUGCCCGUCGCCGCCGGCGACAUUCGAGAGAUCGCCGGGCAGCCCGUGUUCGUGCCGCUGUACAAGCUCUUCCUCGCGUACGGCGAGAUGUUCGUCCUCGCGAUCGGGCCCAAGAAGUUCGUCGUCGUGUCCGACAACGACGUCGCGCGCGAGAUGCUGAAGGAUCAGGCGACGUCGUUCAGCAAGGGGCUGCUCUCGGAGAUUCUCGAAUUCGUCAUGGGCACCGGGCUGAUCCCCGCGGACGGAGAGACGUGGAAAGUGCGAAGACGCACGGUCGUGCCGUCGCUGCACAAGAAGUACGUCGCGAGCAUGGUCGACAUGUUCGGCGACUGCGGCCUGAACGGAUCCGCGCAGCUCGCGCGGUCGGAGAUGAACGGCGACACGGUCGAGAUGGAAAACUUUUACUCGCGGCUCGCGCUCGACAUCAUCGGCAAAGCCGUGUUCAACUACGACUUCAACUCGCUGAAGAUGGACGACCCGGUGAUCAAGGCGGUGUACACCGUCCUGCGAGAGGCGGAGUACCGCAGCGUGACGUUCAUUCCGUACUGGAAAGUGCCUCCGCUGAGAUGGCUCGUCCCGAGGCAGAAGGCGUGCCAAGAAGCUCUGGUCGUCGUCAACGACACGCUCAACAUGCUCAUCGCGCGGACGAAAAAACUCGUCGAGGAGGAGGACGAGGAGUUCGUCGAGGAGUACCUGAACAAGGCGGACCCGUCGAUCCUGCACUUCCUCAUCGCGUCCGGAGACGACGUCACGUCUAAGCAACUCCGCGACGACCUCAUGACGCUGCUCAUCGCCGGCCACGAGACCACCGCCGCGGUGCUGACGUGGACGACGUACCUCCUCGCGACGCACCCGGAGAUCAAGGCUCGCGUGCAGGCGGAGGUGGACGAAGUCUGCGGCGAUCGUAACCCGACGAUCGCAGACAUGAUGGACCUGAAGUUCACGACGAGGGUGAUCAACGAGUCCAUGCGGCUGUACCCGCAGCCGCCGGUGCUCAUCCGCCGCGCGUUGGAGCCGGUGACGCUGGACGGGUACAAGAUCGACGCGGGGACGGAUUUUUUCAUCUCCGUGUGGAACCUGCACCGCAACCCGCGACUUUGGGAGAACCCGGAUAAGUUCGACCCGGACCGGUUCCCGAUCGAUCAGAAGAUGCCGAACGAGAUCACGGAGAACUUCGCGUACCUUCCGUUCGGAGGCGGGCAGCGGAAGUGCGUCGGCGAUCAGUUCGCGCUGUUCGAGAGCAUCAUCACGCUCGCGAUGGUGUGCCGCAGGUUCGACUUCGAGCUCGACGCGAAGUUUCAUCCCGACGGCGAGUGCGGGAUGACGACGGGGGCGACGAUUCACACGACGGGCGGUCUGCACGUCAAGCUGAAACGUCGCGACGGCGCGGGCGGGAACGAGAUGCUCGGUUCGAUUGACUGCGGCGACGGCGUCAAGUGCGCGUCGCUCGGCGAGCUCUCGGACGUGAACACCGGCGACGGGACCCCGGAGAGCGGCGCGGCGAGCUUCGACGAGGCCGAGCGCGCGCAGGCGAGAGACUUAAAAGAAGCCGCGGUCGUUCUCGGCGCGAAAACCGCGGGCGCGAGCGAGCUGAAGAGCGGCUCGGGGGGUGCGAAGGGCGAGAAGCCUUCGAUCGACGGCGCGGCGUUGGAGGAGGCGGUGAAGGAGGCGGAGGCGCUGUACGAGGCCGAGGCGGAGCGCGAGGCGGCGAUGAAGAAGGAGCUGGAGCAGAGUCUUUAGACCGAGAUGCACGGCGCGCGCCGCGCGCGCGCGGGCGGGCGGUCGCGCGGGGACCGGUGUGCGGGACGCGCGGCGGCGGCGACGGGGGAGAAGUGACGCGACGAUCGACCGAGGGUUGGUGGUUCAUCAGACGUCUUCUUUCGUUUAGAUCAACACCGCAACUAUCAACUUCAACUUCAACUUCAACAUCAACUUCAAC
Messenger RNA from Micromonas pusilla CCMP1545, 2308 nucleotides. Its product is annotated as cytochrome P450 superfamily protein. The transcript is spliced from 3 exons. Gene Ontology annotation, biological process: xanthophyll biosynthetic process. Gene Ontology annotation, molecular function: beta-carotene 3-hydroxylase activity; heme binding; iron ion binding. Gene Ontology annotation, cellular component: chloroplast. The record is from RefSeq and is a predicted model, not a curated record. The coding region runs from base 1 to 2109 and encodes 702 amino acids. Lineage: Eukaryota; Viridiplantae; Chlorophyta; Mamiellophyceae; Mamiellales; Mamiellaceae.